AGAUAGACACGCACGUGGACACUAGCACUUGGCUUUGGCUUUGGCCAGUUUGGAGUUCGAAGUUUAGAAACAGAAUCCCUAGAUACACUUUUUGGUUUCUGCCCCUCCAAUCGCCGCUGCACCACAUUUUUGGGCCAAAUCUUUCCCAACCUUAAUACUCUACCUUUCAGUUGGUUAUUUUGCAUAAUUGCUGGUCCGGGACUUAUGGAUUCAGAAUCUCCUCCUGAGGAAUCUAAGAAAAUCGUAAAUUCUGUAGUAAAAUCAGAUGAGGUUUGUCAGAUGGAAACUCGGGAGAAUCUUACUGAGGCGCCAGCGGUUCUUGAUGGUACUGUUUCACUAGGUCCUAUCACUCCUGAUUCAGAUAGAGAGAUUGGGGAUUUCUCCAUUGAUUCUAACAGUAACAGCAAUAGAGAGGAUGACCCGUCUGAUGAUAGUAGCCCCCGGACGCCAAAGGAUGGUGUUUUCGACCCAUUUGCCCCGGGUCCUGAUGACAAGGCAUUGGCUCCUCUAUGUAAUAAGUACCUCCAGGAGCCUAAGGGCAUUGUUGCACGCCGCCUUGAUUUUCAUUCUUCUGUCGUAGCUGUGGAAGCUGGGGAUUGUGGAGAUGGUGCUGAGCCCCUUUCGGAUGAAGAGAUGUUCGAAUCGGUUUAUGAGAAUCUCUUGGAAGCUAUACUCUCAAAGCAGACCGAGGAUGUUGCUUCUGAAAUUUCAAAUGUAUAUUUGGAUUCUGAUGGUUGUAGAACACCACCUUUUGCACCACGUUUAACUGGAAUUGCUGAUACUUGUCCUGGGCCUCCCAUCAAGCCUGCUGGGCAAUCAAGGAACAUUGAUUUGGGCUUAUGUAGAAAGCUUGAAUUCUGAUGUAGAUGGCCUCUUGUGGUGAUUAUAAUGCAGGGAAUAUCACAGACCCUUGGUAACUGAUCUUUCAUAGAUGCAUAUGGGCUAGCUUUACAACACCCCAACAAUUUUGCCUUUAAAUUAUAGUAACUUGGGGUUCUGAAAGAAUAUGGUUUAAUAGGAAAUAACUGUCUGACCAAGUUUAGACUGUAGUAGUCACAUUGUAUAGCAAUUUCUUUCAUUAAUUUUAAGUUAAAAUUAGCUUGCCUUCCA
Quercus robur (English oak) is the source of this 1110-nucleotide messenger RNA. RefSeq names its product cyclin-dependent protein kinase inhibitor SMR11-like. The coding region runs from base 205 to 861 and encodes 218 amino acids. The record is from RefSeq and is a predicted model, not a curated record. Lineage: Eukaryota; Viridiplantae; Streptophyta; Magnoliopsida; Fagales; Fagaceae. The transcript has 2 exons.